Messenger RNA from Nakaseomyces glabratus, 261 nucleotides. It is a transcript of the gene ACB1, whose product is annotated as long-chain fatty acid transporter ACB1. The record is from RefSeq and is a predicted model, not a curated record. Gene Ontology annotation, biological process: fatty acid metabolic process. Gene Ontology annotation, molecular function: fatty-acyl-CoA binding. NCBI's taxonomy places the organism in Eukaryota, Fungi, Ascomycota, Saccharomycetes, Saccharomycetales, Saccharomycetaceae.
AUGGUUUCGCAAUUGUUUGAAGAGAAGGCCAAGGCAGUCAAUGAGUUGCCAACGCAACCCAGCCAGGAUGAGAUGUUGAAGCUUUACGGUUUGUACAAGCAGGCCACUGUCGGUGACAACACCAAGGAGAAGCCAGGUAUCUUCAACAUGAAAGACCGCUACAAGUGGGACGCCUGGGAGAAAUUGAAGGGUAUGUCUCAGGAAGAAGCUGAGCAAAAAUACAUCGAGUUGGUCGAUGAGCUUAUCGCUAAGUACAACUAA